This is a messenger RNA of Ipomoea triloba (trilobed morning glory), 2327 nucleotides long. Its product is annotated as putative clathrin assembly protein At1g33340. The record is from RefSeq and is a predicted model, not a curated record. The transcript has 4 exons. Gene Ontology annotation, cellular component: clathrin-coated pit; clathrin-coated vesicle. Gene Ontology annotation, molecular function: phosphatidylinositol-4,5-bisphosphate binding; clathrin heavy chain binding; SNARE binding. Gene Ontology annotation, biological process: clathrin coat assembly; clathrin-dependent endocytosis; vesicle budding from membrane. Lineage: Eukaryota; Viridiplantae; Streptophyta; Magnoliopsida; Solanales; Convolvulaceae. Bases 943 to 2184 code for a protein of 413 amino acids.
CAAUCAUUGAAGGAACACGCAGAUGACGGAAGCACAAAAAAUCACUCCAAUGCUCAAGAUUUUCAUUGGAGGAGCCUGGAAAUUGGUUUCAAUGCAGAACACCCUGAAAUCCGACUCUUUUGCCCUCUGUGGCAUGCAGAGUGGAUGAGAAUUGAGAUGGUGAGUCAUGAGGCAUCCACAACCAAGAAAUGGAGAGAAUUUACACAAGUCAAAAGGGUGAUUUUACAUUACAUGGUUAGUUUUGGUUCCUCUUUUCAUAUAAGGUGAAAGUUAUGAUUCAUCGACUCGUUGACAGAUAAUUAUAAUUUCGUCCCUGUAAUAGCUAAUAUGCCCUAGAGUGUAUUACAAAGGUGAUGUAUACCAUAUUAUGAAAAAUGAGGUUAAUAAUGCUUAUUUCAAUAAUUGCGAGAUUCAAUUUGUUAUUCAAUAUAUAUAAAUAUAGGGUGACAAAAUGUUAUUUUCCUUUUUAUUUGAUUUUAUAAUAUGUUAGUAUGUAUGAAUGUAGUCAAGAAUGCAUAAAAAAAAAGUAUAUAUGUGAACUAUCCUAUGUGGUUUGUCUAUUAUUACAUAGAAGUAGGGUUUACCGAGUGUACAUUUUUUAGUCUGUGAUUAUGUGUUUUUGUUUUUCUCGUAACCCCAAAAAAAUGACCUUGUGAAGUAAACUAUGGAGGAAUCCAAGCAUGUUAACCAGUGGUGGAAGGAAAUUCAAUGGCCAAAAUAUUCUCCACUAUCCUACAUUGCCAUUUGCUCAUAUAGACUACUCAUGAACUGCUUUCAAUUCCUUUGCACAUAUAUAUUUAUAUACACUCAUACAAGAUUUAAUAAUCUUCUGGAUUUGAUUCUUUCAUUCCAAACCCACCCUAAUAGUUACUAUAUAUAUAAUCUCUGACCUGCUGCCUCCUCCAUUAACAUUACCAUACAACAACAAAAUUUUCAGCAAAAAUGAGCGUGGAGCUGCCACAGUUGGGAGUCCUAGGACUCCCGACCCUCCAAAAGUGGUCAGAAAUUGAAGGUUUUGGGUCGGGACAGAGCCUCCCGACCACUUUAAGCAUGCAGCUGCAACACAAGCUUCAUGUAGCUAUGGGGUCGAUCAAAGACCACGCCUCCGUGGGAAUGGCGUUGAUAUACAACCGCCAUGCCUUCCUCCGCGACAUAGAGGUGGCGGUGGUCCGCGCCACCAGCCACGGCGGGGCUACUGCGGUGGAUGACAAGUACGUCCACCAGAUCCUUUUCUUGGUGUCUAAUGAUCCCAAGUGCGCGUUGUUUCUUGCCGAUCGCCUCACUUGUCGCCUCAGUAAAACCCGGGAGCUCUUGGUGGCGCUCAAGACUCUGGUUCUCGUCCACCGCCUCCUCCGCGCUGGCAACGGGUGGUUCGAGAAGCGCCUCCGGAGCGCCCACGGCUCCGGCCACCUCCAAAUCCAUCUCGGUACAACGCAUCAUUUCCUCAACAACAACCCUAGCUGUCUCGUGAUCUCCGAUUUCCUGCAAAAGUACGCCGCAUACGUCGAGAAAAGAAUGGAAUGGGGCAUAAACCAGGCCGGAAAACUCGAGCCGGCGGUCUCCGCCGGCGCUCCGACGCCGCGAAUCGUGGAUUAUCCCGACGCGGUUCUGCACAAGAUAACGAAAGGCCAGGAGCUUCUAGACAACAUCAUUCUUCUAGAUCAUUCCUCAGCGAUGUCCAUCAUCGCCGCCGAUGAUCAAAGCCGCCAUGCUUUGCUCCUCGCGGCUCUGAGCAACACGCUGAGAGAAAGCUUCGAAGUUUACCGGACAGUAUGGGAAGGCAUAACGUUCAUCGUCAGCGAGUUUUUCGAACUGACAAGCCGCGCCAGAGCCGCCGCGAUUGAAAUCCUCAGGAAAGCUUCGGAGCAAAACUCGCAGAUCUCGCGGUUUUACGGCGACUGCAAACGGAUCAUUGACGGCAAGAGCUUGGAUUUCCCUUGCGUGCACGUUAUAACGAUGGACCAUAUCGCAGCGCUGGAACAGCUCCGCUUCGAUUCGGCCAAGCUGAUGAGACAUGCGACGGCGACGGCGGCGAGUCGCAGGAAAGAGAUGGACAACGCCAGUAGCGCCGGCGGUUUUGGUUCUCUGUCAUCUGCUCCGUUUUCUCUCACUAAAGAGACGAAAGUAAGCAAAGUGUGGGUGGUUUUUGACGACCAAGAAGAGCCUGAACAUCAAUCUCCAUAGCAUAUAUAUAUGCAUGUAUACAUAUAUACUGCAUUUUUUUUUCCUCUUAUGGGUUGAAUGUUUGAUCAGAUUGUGGGCUUGUUCUUAUUGGUAUAUAGUUUGAUUGUAAUCUCUGAUUUUUAUUUUUAUUUUUUUUUUCUGUU